Eutrema salsugineum is the source of this 360-nucleotide messenger RNA. RefSeq lists its product as uncharacterized. Bases 1 to 360 code for a protein of 119 amino acids. The record is from RefSeq and is a predicted model, not a curated record. Gene Ontology annotation, biological process: regulation of double fertilization forming a zygote and endosperm; double fertilization forming a zygote and endosperm; regulation of protein localization to cell surface. The transcript has a single exon. Gene Ontology annotation, cellular component: extracellular region; vesicle. Lineage: Eukaryota; Viridiplantae; Streptophyta; Magnoliopsida; Brassicales; Brassicaceae.
AUGGCUAUUAAGAAUGUUUCUUUCCUUCUGGCGGUCAUAUGCAUUGUAGUCUCGGCAAAUGCUCAACUACCACAGUUUCCGAUUCCAUUUCCAUUCCAACCAAGUCCUGGUAUACCAGGAUUACCUGACAUAACAAAAUGCUGGUCAUCAGUGAUAAAUAUUCCUGGAUGUAUUGCAGAGAUUUCUCAAUCUAUAUUUACUGGACAGUUCGGCCACAUAGGUCCUGCUUGUUGCAAAGCAUUUUUGGAAGCCGAAGCCAAUUGCCUGCCAAAAAUCCCAUUCAAUCCGUUUUUUCCUCCUCCAAUGUUAAAGGAACAAUGUUCAAGAAUUAUCAGCGCAACUCCUCCUACUCCAAAAUAG